Molecule: messenger RNA, 1349 nt
Organism: Arachis ipaensis
Lineage: Eukaryota; Viridiplantae; Streptophyta; Magnoliopsida; Fabales; Fabaceae
Source: RefSeq, a predicted model, not a curated record
AAUUAAAACUCAGAAAAUCGUCCACCGUUGUUAAAGUGCCAGCAGUCAAUCAUACUCUACCUGCAUCAUGCUUGGGCAGUUAUGUAUAAAUUAAUGCCCAUCCGCUUCCCUCUUCCAUCAUUCUCAAACCACGUCCACGUGAUGAUGGCCACGGCGCCGCCAAGGAUUCCUGUGAGGUUUCACAGAGUGGCUGCGGCCUUUGAUGCUGAAGUGGCACGGGUGAGGCUCUGCGAGAGCAGCGGCAGCGAGCAUUCCCCGCCGGAGACUUCCAAAGAUCUGUUCGAUCUGGUGAACUCCUUCAUGGAGAGCAGCGACAAGGCACGUGAAAUAACGGAAGAAGAGGAACAGAGUGUUCAUCGCGAGGAAGGAGUGGUUGAAGAAAGAACAGAGUGCUUUGAUUCCGAGAAGAGGCAAAUACUGCAAGAUCUAUUUGCCUGUGGCGGUGGCGAUGAUAUCGACGAUGAAAGGGACUUGAUUAGAAGAGAGGUUGAAGCUGCGGUUGCUUGUGGAGUUGUUGCGGAAACUAAUUUUCCUGAAUUCAAACGUAAAUUGAUGUCUCACUUGAGAGAGAAAGGUUUUGAUGCUGGGCUUUGCAAAUCGAAGUGGGAGAAAAAUGGAAGAUUAAUAGCUGGUGGCUAUGAGUACAUUGAUGUGAAUUCCUUAGGAAAGCGAUACAUUGUUGAAGUCUCCCUGGCUUCAGAGUUCGAAAUAGCGCGCCCUACGAUUCAAUAUUCUUCAUUGCUACAAGUUUUCCCACUCAUAUUUGUUGGCAGAGUGGAAGAACUGAAGCAAGUUGUGAAGCUUAUGUGCAGUGCCAUAAAGGGAUCCAUGAAAACAAGGGACCUGCAUGUUGCUCCAUGGAGGAGAAACGUGUACAUGGAAGCCAAGUGGUUUAGCUCUUACAAGAGAACAACUAAUGCAGUUUCAACCAGAAAUGCAUCAUCAUCAUCAUCAUCAUCAGAUUCUUUGUUUCUUGAAAGGUUCAUUGGAUUUGAACCUCGGCCUAUUAUAAAAGCGCACAAUUGCAGGGAUUAUCAUGCCGAUAAAACUAGGUUGAGGAUCGGCCAUUUGACAUCCACAUUCGAAUAGCUCCAUCCCUAUCUCCAUAAAAGUACUUUCUUUUAAUUUAUUAGAGUUAGUUGAUGAGUGAUCGAUUUUGUGAAAUAUAUUAGUCCAAUACGCUUGAGAAAGAAUUUCUCAAAUGCAGUGUGUCUUAUGGCUCAUUUUAUCCUAGUAGGUAUGUAUGUAUAUAUUUUGUAAAGGAAUUAGGGGUUCAUUAUUCUUAGCAUUGUUUUUAUUUGUUGGAGAAAUAAAUAUUGUGAAAAGAAUUGAAUAAUGGUUGUUGGCAA